This is a messenger RNA of Serinus canaria (Common canary), 2156 nucleotides long. RefSeq names its product histidine rich glycoprotein (gene HRG). The transcript has 7 exons. Gene Ontology annotation, molecular function: zinc ion binding; serine-type endopeptidase inhibitor activity; cysteine-type endopeptidase inhibitor activity. The record is from RefSeq and is a predicted model, not a curated record. Gene Ontology annotation, cellular component: blood microparticle; endolysosome; extracellular region. Gene Ontology annotation, biological process: heme transport; negative regulation of fibrinolysis; regulation of platelet activation. The coding region runs from base 87 to 1688 and encodes 533 amino acids. Lineage: Eukaryota; Metazoa; Chordata; Aves; Passeriformes; Fringillidae.
UUUAUAACUUUGGUGGGCUGCCCUGAUUUAAAAGCAGGCUGGCUUUAUCAGGGCAUGGGCACAAGUGACCGAACACUGAAAACAAAAUGCUGCUUCUAACUUCAGCUUUUUUUCUAACACUACUGCAGUGCUCUACUGCCCAAAAUGAAAUAAGCAUUACACCUGCAGACUGUAACACCAUUGAAACAGAUGCAGGAGUGGCCCUGGAUUUGGUCAACAGACAUCGCAGAGAAGGUUAUGUUUUUGGUUUGUUCCGUGUUGCUGAUGCACAUGAACUACAUUUAGGAAAUUCAACAGUCCUCUACUUAACUUUGGAUGUGCUGGAAACGGAAUGCUCUGUCUUAUCCAGAAGACACUGGGAGUCCUGUGACUACAGUGACACCUAUCCAAUGGACUUUGGGCAAUGUAAGAUUAUCACAUAUACAAACCAUCUGCUGAAGAAACCUCAACUAUAUGGAUUUAAUUGUACAUUAAGUCCAGUUCCACCUGACUUAGUAGAGUGCAAAGAUUGUCCUGUGAAACUUGAAGCCUUAGAAGUCACUGAGCAACAUAAAGAUAUUGCUGCAAAGGCCCUGAGGAAAUUCAACAGUGAAAGUAACCACACAAACAACUUUGCUGUGGAUAAAGUUGAAAGAAUUUUAAAGAUGACUGCCUCCCGUGAAGGUCACAUUUUAGGAUUCUCUAUAAAAGAGACCAACUGUUCAAAAUCUGUGCAGGAAACAGAUCAGGCACUGGAAUGUGAUUUUCUGCAUGAUUGGCACGCUCACACUGGAUUCUGCAAGGCAAGAAUUAUCACUGAUGCAGAUGAAGCUGAUGGAACAGAUAUAAGCUGUGAAAUCUACCAUCCCUGGCACCAUGGCUGUGGGCAAAGAGGGAAACAUUCAGCCCAGGGACAUCCACACAGACAUCCCUACUGUCAUCAUCAUUUUGGUCACAGACAUCGCCAUAAGCAUCACCACAGACAUGAAUGCCCCCCCUCUUCUCAGUCCAGACCUGAAGACCCUGAGCAUAACCCCAAAUCCAGCAAGGAAGAUCAAGACAGCAACAAAGGACCUGUUUCUCCCCUUCCUCCCCAUGAUGAACCAGAUCACGACCAUCCUACUCCACCUCCUCACGGAACUGAUCACGACCAUCCUCCUCACCACCAUGGACCACCGUGUCCCCCUCCUCAUGGUGCAGACCACGACCAUCCUCCUCACCACCAUGGACCACCCUGUCCCCCUCCUCAUGGACCAGAUCAUGACCACCCUCCUCACCACCAUGGACCACCCUGUCCCCCUCCUCAUGGACCAGGUCACCACCCCCCUCCUCACCACCAUGGACCACCCUGUCCCCCUCCUCCAGGACACCCUCCUCAUCACUGCCAUCACUAUUACAGACAUCAUCACAACAAGACAAGCAUAUCAGGAAAGUAUUUUCCAUGCCAUGUAACGGGAGCUGUCUAUCGCAUCCCAGUUCUAAAUCAGCAGGAUUCUCUCACACCUCCCACUGCAAACUUUCCUGAACUAUCCCAAUGCAACCUUCACUUUUCCAGCACUGGCUCAAAACUGAAGGAGAUGGCAGAACUUCCAGACUUUCCAGAUCACCCUACACAAUCAAAAUCAUGCCCCGGAAAACCCAAACUUGACCUUCCAAAAAUUUUGCCCUUAUUUCCUCAUAGCUUUGUAACAGAAAGUUCUCCUAUAUGACCUCAGAGAAAGAUGUUCCUGACUCAAUAAUUUCAGGGGCAACCACAGUCCUACAGUAAAUGAAAACAGCAGAUGAAAACAGAGAAGUGGGAAAAGCAUUCUGUUUCUAGGAAGGAGAGUCACUGAAAAUAUUCAUUAAGUAUUUCAACCUGUGUCUCCAUCAUGGUUACCUCUAGCUCCACUGCAACUGAAAGGCUCAAAAUUCUGAGUCCUUCAGAUAAUAUGAAUGGGUAAAAAUCUCCUCAGAAAGCAAUGUUCCUUCAGUUCUAACAAAAAGGAAAAUUCUCAAAUAGUGCAAAUUACCAUCUAUAAUCUUUUUUUUUCAUCAUUCAUAAUUAUAAUGUACUUCUCCAAUUAAUCUGACCUAGAGGAAAUUCGACUGCUUUCCAUAAAAAAGUAAUCCAUGACACUACGUUCAUGCUUUAUACAGAUUUACAGAAAAUAAAAAUGCAAGCAUUUUUUUCUUGA